This is a messenger RNA of Antechinus flavipes (yellow-footed antechinus), 4715 nucleotides long. RefSeq names its product EBF transcription factor 3 (gene EBF3). The transcript is spliced from 16 exons. The record is from RefSeq and is a predicted model, not a curated record. Lineage: Eukaryota; Metazoa; Chordata; Mammalia; Dasyuromorphia; Dasyuridae. Bases 202 to 1995 code for a protein of 597 amino acids. Gene Ontology annotation, biological process: regulation of transcription by RNA polymerase II. Gene Ontology annotation, molecular function: RNA polymerase II cis-regulatory region sequence-specific DNA binding; DNA-binding transcription factor activity, RNA polymerase II-specific.
GCGGGCUCUUCUCCCGCCGAUCGCACGGAGGGAAGGAGGCGGCCCCGGCACACCUCCAUCGCCUGCGCCCGGGAGCAAGAGCGCAGCGGGCAGGCGAGAGAAUCAGCCCGACAGGGGGAGACGCCCGGAGUCCCCCGAAGCUGCCCUGCCCUGACUCUCACCCCUUCCGGCCAGGAGCUGCUGCCGCCCCCAUUUGUGUUCAUGUUUGGGAUUCAGGAAAAUAUACCCAGAGGCGGGACGACCAUGAAGGAGGAGCCGCUGGGCAGUGGAAUGAACCCGGUGCGCUCCUGGAUGCAUACGGCAGGGGUGGUGGAUGCGAACACGGCCGCCCAGAGCGGUGUGGGGCUGGCUCGGGCACAUUUCGAGAAACAGCCGCCUUCCAAUCUCAGAAAAUCCAAUUUUUUCCACUUCGUCUUAGCUCUGUACGACAGGCAGGGGCAGCCGGUGGAGAUCGAAAGGACAGCUUUUGUGGACUUUGUGGAGAAAGAGAAAGAGCCGAACAACGAGAAAACCAAUAAUGGGAUUCAUUACAAACUUCAAUUGUUGUACAGUAACGGAGUUAGAACAGAACAGGAUUUGUAUGUUCGCCUAAUAGACUCAAUGACCAAACAGGCCAUCGUAUAUGAGGGGCAAGACAAGAACCCCGAGAUGUGUCGUGUGCUCCUGACUCACGAGAUCAUGUGCAGCCGAUGCUGCGACAAGAAAAGUUGUGGCAAUCGAAACGAGACCCCUUCAGACCCCGUAAUCAUUGACAGAUUCUUUCUCAAGUUUUUCCUCAAGUGCAAUCAGAACUGUUUGAAGAAUGCAGGCAACCCCCGAGAUAUGCGGAGAUUCCAGGUUGUUGUAUCAACUACAGUCAACGUGGAUGGCCACGUUCUGGCUGUGUCCGACAACAUGUUUGUUCACAACAACUCCAAACAUGGAAGGCGGGCCCGCCGCCUUGACCCGUCAGAAGGUACGGCCCCUUCUUAUCUGGAAAAUGCAGCUACUCCGUGCAUAAAGGCCAUCAGCCCUAGCGAAGGCUGGACCACCGGCGGGGCCACCGUCAUCAUCAUCGGGGACAACUUCUUCGACGGCCUCCAAGUCGUGUUCGGAACCAUGCUGGUGUGGAGUGAGCUGAUAACGCCCCACGCCAUCCGAGUGCAGACCCCUCCUCGGCACAUUCCUGGAGUGGUGGAGGUCACCCUGUCCUACAAAUCCAAACAGUUCUGUAAAGGUGCUCCCGGCCGGUUUGUCUACACUGCCCUUAACGAACCAACCAUAGACUACGGCUUUCAGAGGUUGCAGAAAGUGAUUCCGCGGCAUCCAGGGGAUCCUGAAAGGUUACCGAAGGAAGUAUUACUGAAGCGGGCGGCCGACCUCGUGGAAGCCCUGUACGGAAUGCCCCACAACAACCAGGAGAUCAUCCUGAAACGAGCAGCCGACAUCGCGGAAGCGUUGUACAGCGUGCCACGCAACCACAACCAGAUUCCUGCCCUUGCCAACACUCCAGCACACACUGGCAUGAUGGGAGUGAACUCCUUCAGCAGCCAGCUCGCGGUGAAUGUCUCAGAGACAUCACAAGCCAACGAUCAAGUAGGCUACAGCCGCAAUACAAGCAGUGUUUCCCCGCGAGGAUACGUUCCCAGCAGUACUCCCCAGCAGUCCAAUUACAACACAGUCAGCAAUAGCAUGAAUGGAUAUGGAAAUGCCGGCAUGCCCAAUCUAGGCGUCCCUGGCUCUCCCGGAUUUCUAAAUGGCUCCUCAGCUAACUCUCCUUACGGCAUAGUACCGUCAAGCCCUACCAUGGCAGCCUCUUCGGUCACCCUCCCUUCAAACUGUAGCAGUACCCACGGCAUUUUCUCAUUCUCACCUGCCAAUGUCAUCUCUGCAGUGAAACAAAAGAGCGCCUUCGCUCCAGUUGUCAGGCCCCAAGCUUCUCCUCCGCCAUCGUGCACCAGCGCAAACGGGAACGGGCUCCAAGCUAUGUCUGGGCUCGUUGUCCCUCCCAUGUAAGGUCACUUUUGUUUACCUACGUAGCAUCAAGCAGCGAAGGACGGGCUUCAGGGGACAAGUUUAGUGGAUUCCGACAUGCUGAUGGAAACGGCAUCUUCAAGACAAAUCAGCAGCGAUUGAAAUGCUACAGAAAAAAAAAAAAGACUUUGUUUAAAGAUUUUAUUUAAACUCUUAAGAAUCGACAUGCAAACAACCUACUUCUUCAUGAACAAUUCCAUUUCUUGACUGAACUUUUCUCAUCUUUUCACAUUUCUCAGUUCUGAAGAAUAAGGAGAAAAACACAAAACAAAGCAACCCCUAUUUUGUAUAAAGUUUCCGAUUCCGUCUUGGCUCUGUCUCGUACUUGCUCUGUGUGGGGAGAAACUUUGUGGAUGCACCAUUCGGGGUUCUCAUGAAACACUGACGAAAACCGCCUCAGAACAUUUCGCUGUCCUCAUCACUCGAUUCACAAUGGUUGUGUAGCUCUAUAAUGUGAAAUAUUUUUUUGUGGUGAAAAAAGGGGGCCAAGGAGGUAUGAGCCAUCAAACUGGAAAACGAACGAGAAGGAUGACGAUACGAUUAGGAGAAAUUGGGGGUGGCAGGGAGGGGGGUUUGUCAUUAACUUCAUCUUAAUGAAAUGAAAUGAAACUUUGUAACUUAUUGUAGUUAGCGAUUGUAACUUUGAUAUUGAACUUUCUUGCCUUUGAUGAGCACACUGACAGAGAACAAAGGGCCACUGUCGUCUGUUGGUUCAAAUAUACUUCCACUGCUAGAGCUUCCUGUUAAGCGAGUGUGAUCUGCCACAUUUUUUCAACUUUUGCUAGCCCUGUAUAAAACUGUUGCAUUCUUAGGCUACUACUGUGGAGUCUGUUUCUUGUACCAGAAAAUUGUCCUUUUGACUUCUAGGUCCUUCUUCCCUAAUGUGUUUUGUAUGUGGUUAUAAAAUGGUAGACUUUUGUGAUUUUGCCAAAGUUGUAGCUAAAUAUUUAUACACUUGUCUUGAAUUUUUUUCAAAUCCACUUAAAUAUUUAGAAAAGCACGUCUUAUUCCUUAUGGGCCUGAUAAGGAGUAAAGCCGUCUCCUCCAUUGUAACAGUUCCUCUCACGUACACACCUGCAGUCACGAAGGGACUUUAUUUUGUAACAUAUCGAUUAUAAAUAUUGUAUUUAUCUUUGAGAUUUUGUACAUUGCUUUGCCCAUCCUUUGAUUUCUUCCCAUGUGUAUUAGUUUCCUCCUGGCCUGCUAUCACGGUGCUGAAGGAACUCAGCAUCAAGCCAAGAACAGAUGCCCGCUUCCUCAGUCUCCUUUGGAGGGGUCAGUAUCUUCACGUUUUAAUUUCUGCUGCCGAACUCUUGCUCUCGGUUAGGACUUUCCAUCCAUUUUUUUUUAUUAUUAUUUUGAGGAAAAGUCAAAAUUCAUCGUUUAUUUUUAUAUUAUUUUUAAGUUAUCUGAACAAAUAAUUUCGGGGAAAAAGUUGUUUGUUGUAUAGUCGAAACAAAGUCGUGCCAGCUGGCUGUGAUGAAUACUCGUAGACUACGUGCAUGUGAUGCGGCCGCACGGGGGGCUCCCGUCCGGGGCUCCCGCCCGCGGCCGUCCGAGUUUUUUUCUUUUCUUUUUUUGUAGAAUGUAAAAAGUCACUUUUAGCUGCCACCCAUGACUUUGCCACAUAGCUGAACUGUGUUUACUGGAAAAAUUCAGAGGCCUAAAGUUUAAAAUAAAAUUUACUUCUGAUGUUUUAAUUCCAAUGUUUGCCACAUUAACUUCUCUGAUGCCUUAAAAGUGGACUUCUCUGACGAAUCUUUGUGCUGUUUUAUCACGGGCUUACACCACAGUUGUUAACCACAACUUCAUUUGGAACGAUUUAUUGCGUUUAAAAAAAAAAAAAAAAGCAAAAGCAAAAGCACAAACCCGGUGUCUAGUCCUGUCGCUCCUAUGUGUGUCCGUUUCUGCUGCAAUAUGCACCCUCUUCCCCCUCACACUCCUUCCUAGCCAGGGUUUCGGAGGAAACCAAGGUCAUACAUGAUUUUUAUAUAUGAUUUUUUUUUCUUACGGAACAUUUUUGUAGUAUGACCCAACAGCGAUGGCUGGACUUUUUAAACUGGAAUGUCCUCCUGAAUAUAUUGUGCCUCCUCGUGCCAAAUCCAUAGUGGUUCUGAAAGGUUGAUUUGUUUUUCUUUGCACUAAACGCUUUACAAAUGCAGCAGAAUUCAAAUUUCCAACAACAACAAAAAAAAGGAGGGACUAUUUUUUUUUUUCAUUCUGGACAAAAAUGCACAUUUUAGUAACGUGUUUACUAAAGGGAGUACAAAAACAAACGAGACAGUACAUCGCAGCAUCCCCGUGCACAUCACACGGUUCUGCUGUGAUCACUCCUAAGGCUUAGCUAAGUGGAAAAGCCUGAGAAGUCACUUUGGAACUGAAUUGCCUCAGUUUUAUUUUGUCUAAGUAAAGGUUUUGAUCUUUAAAAAAAAAAUUAAAAAAAAAAGAGGUCCCGUGUACAUGUUGAGAAAGUUUGCCAGUUUUCUCAUCACUGCGGCAAUCUGUUUGUGUUCUAGAUGACUUAGUCAGCGCACCAUCGCUUCCUUGUCUCCAAACUGAACGCUUCACUAAAUGGUAGAUUUUCCUGUUAAAGACCCUACAAUAAGAUUGUUUUAUCUGUACAUUUUUUCAGAUAUUUAACUGUAUAAAAAUGUUCAUUUUACACAAUAUUUAAUUAAAGUAUUUCUUGUCUGUGAAUUUCA